AUGGCUUCCAAACCGAUAGUCGUUCGACCAAUUAUUAUAUCUGGACCUUCGGGGGUUGGGAAGGGAACCUUGAUUCAGAUGCUGGAUGACGCACAUCCUGGCAUAUUUACGAGGACAGGCGAAACAAAAGGAAACACGUAUUUCUACGUUUCGGAGCCCGAUUUCAAAUCACUCAUUGCCGAAAGUGCUUUCGUCGAAUAUACACCAUCAGAGACUAAAUGGCAAAGGCAAAUGCGCGAGAGGGCCAUCAUAGACCCCCGUUACGUUUUCAUUAAGCCACCAAGUUUCGAUGAACUGGAAACUCGACUUCGGAAACGCAGCACGGAGACUGAUGCAAGCAUAGAAAAGAGACUUGGGCGAGCAAAACGCGAGCUUGAGCAAGUAGAUGCUUCUGGGCUUUACGACAUGGUUCUUGUGAAUGAGGAUCUCGCUGUGUCAUACGAUAAAUUGAAAGCCUUUGUUUGGGGAUCAUCAACGGAAUGA
Messenger RNA from Trichoderma virens Gv29-8, 483 nucleotides. RefSeq lists its product as uncharacterized. The transcript has 5 exons. The coding region runs from base 1 to 483 and encodes 160 amino acids. Gene Ontology annotation, cellular component: cytosol. NCBI's taxonomy places the organism in Eukaryota, Fungi, Ascomycota, Sordariomycetes, Hypocreales, Hypocreaceae. The record is from RefSeq and is a predicted model, not a curated record. Gene Ontology annotation, molecular function: GMP kinase activity.